Alexandromys fortis (reed vole) is the source of this 5875-nucleotide messenger RNA. Its product is annotated as alpha-N-acetylgalactosaminide alpha-2,6-sialyltransferase 1-like. The record is from RefSeq and is a predicted model, not a curated record. Gene Ontology annotation, molecular function: alpha-N-acetylgalactosaminide alpha-2,6-sialyltransferase activity. The transcript is spliced from 9 exons. Gene Ontology annotation, biological process: oligosaccharide biosynthetic process. NCBI's taxonomy places the organism in Eukaryota, Metazoa, Chordata, Mammalia, Rodentia, Cricetidae. The coding region runs from base 2169 to 3728 and encodes 519 amino acids.
AUUAACUCUAGCCCUUACAGGCUAAUUCUCAUAUCCCGAUCAACCCAUCUCUAAUAAUCUGUGUAGCAUCAGUCUUACCGGGAAAGAUUCAGCAUGUCUGACCUGGUAACUUGCUUCAUGGCGUCUGCCCGGGAGAGGGGAGCAUGGCCUCUGAGCUCACUUCCUCUUCCUCCCAGCAUUCUAUUCUGUUUACUCCGCCCGCCUAUGUUUUAACCUAUGAGGGCCAAGCAUUUUCUUUAUUAUAAUUAACCAAUGACCUUCCUCCAUCAUCUGAUGGCUAAGGAUGUUGGACAUUUCCUUACAUGUCUUUCAGCCAUUUUAGAUUCCUCUGUUGAGAGUUCUCUGUUUAGGUCUGUACUCCAUUUUUUUUUUAAUUGGAUUAUGUGAUCUUUUGUUGUCCAAUUUCUUGAGUUCUUUGUAUAUUUUGGAGAUCAGCCCUCUGUCUGAUGUGGGGUUAGUGAAGAUCUUUUCCCAUUCUGUAGGCUGUCGUUUUGUCUUGUUGACCGUGCAGGAUCUUACUUUUUAAUUACAAAUAGAACCUUACCUGGCAAGAGCUUACCACAGGACAAACUGGAACUUGUCCUUAACUGUCUUAGCUGAAAACAGAACCCUUAACCUGCAAGGUCUAUUUUCCUGGUUUGGUCUUCCAUUAACUUGUCAGGUAUAUCAUUCCCAUUUUGGUCUUAUGCCACUGAGUAGCCCAUACUGGCCAGUGAACCCAGAGAUCUGGCAGUCUCUGACUCCCCAUUGCUAGAAUUAUAAGCAUGUACUAUCAUGCCCUGCUUUGUUUUCAUUUUAUAUUAUUAUUAUUACUAUUAUUAUUAUUGGAGGUGGGUGCUCAUGUCAGAGGACAACUUCAUUGGGUUGCACCUUUCCAUGGACUCUGGGGAUCAAAGUCAGGCCAUGAGAGCUGAACAUCAAGCACCAGCUGAACCAUCUUUCCACACCUGACUCCCCACCACCACACACAACUUUUUUUCCUUUCAUGUGGCUAUUGAGGAUUGAACUAAUUAGGGUAAAGACCCUUGCAAAAUAACCACUUUACCAACUGGGCCAUCAUCCCAGCCCCAAGAACAAGGACUUGACAACGAGCCUAUUCAGAAAGAGACAGAGAGACAGAAAGACAGAAAAAGACAGUGAGGCAGAGACAGAACACAAGAGUUCCCUGAAAGGGAGGGGUGCCCCUGUUCUGGUGCCAAGAGUUGCAGUGGGAUUUAAACCCAUUAACUGUCUUACAAGCCCUGGCUCGCUAGGAGCCUGAUAGCAUGCUCUUGUCCCUAGGAGGGUGGGUGAGGCAUUCGCUGGUGCGUGAUGUGGGUGAGGGCCAAGGGCUUUGGGGCAGAAACAGAAGCUUUGAGGUGUGAGCAAUGAACCCAAGCCCUCAAACCUGCAGAACCGCACCUUCCAAGUGACCCUGGGCCUGCUGAGUGCUUGCACAGCUCAGCAUCCUAGAAGCAAGAAUCCACAAUACUUGUAUGUUAUCUGGAAAUCCGACCUGAGAGUAUGUCUGCGCACAAGUGUGCAGGAGCCCAUGGAGGCCAGAAGGGGGCAGCAGAUCCGCCGGAGCAGGAGUUCAGAUGGUUGUGAGUUGCCUUGUGGGUGCUGGGUUAAAACAGCUGUGUUCUCAACCACCGAGCCUUCUCCCCAGUCCUGGAUGCUUCUCUGUGAAGCCUUCUAUGGUCCUUGGAUGCGAGCGAGUCUCAGAAACGUUACUGGCUGGUGCUGCUCCAGUCACAGUUUCAGAGAAACUAAGGAAGUUGACCCUUGAUGGUGGCCGUGUGUGGAGCACCUGAGUGUGGAUGAGCACCUGAGCAUGAACACCACCACUUCUCUCGCUUAUGGAUGAGGCUGAGAGAGGAGGUGACCAGAUAAAAGCGAGGCUGUUUGUGAUAGAUACAUGGUCUCAUAUAAUUCUCCUGAAUUUGGCUUCAGAGAUUAAAAAGGAAAAAAAAAAAAACCACCUUGUUUGAACAGGAGUUUCUCUUCCUUCAAUCCACGCCAGCUUAAAGCAUACUCCACCCUUCCUUUCCCUCCUCUGCUCUCCAAAGUGGCUAGAUAGGAGGUGACAGACCAGCGCUCCCUGGCCCAAAUACCUGCACACGGAGGCCACGUGACUUCUCUGUCAGAGACUUGCUUUCCCACAGGCUUCUGGGAUCCAGCCAGGCACCAUGAAGAUCUGGUGUGAGAGAUUGCAUCCUUGCGCUCAGGGGGUCCUGCUUUUGGCUGUGCUGACCUCUCUCUUCAUUCUGCCUUCCUUCAUCAAGGAGCCCAGCACAAAGCCUUCCAGGUACCAGUUUAAAGAGAAAAACAAGGAAGAAAAGUCUCAGGAGAUGCUUCAAAAGGCAGCACUCCACAGACUCAACAUAGAGCUGCCACUGAGACCUCGAGACAAGGAGAUGACCCCUGUCAGGACAGGAGCUCUGGGCCUGAAGAAUCAGGGCGGAAUGGCAGCCAGAGGAGAGGGGGAGGAGAAGAGGAAAGAUCAGGGCAAGGAAGAGCCUGCGGCAAAGACUCCUGUUCCAGAAAGUAGGGGCAGGACAUUGGCAACUACAGGAGCAGUGCUGAAAGAGCAGAGGAAGAGGCCAAGGGCCACAACAGCUGUUCCAGCCAAGGAGAAGGCGGCCCAGGUCAACCCAUCCCCGGCCUCUUUCCCACGACCCACCACCAAAAGAAGUCAAAGGCUGAAAGCCUCUGACUUCAAGUCUGAGCCUCGGUGGGAUUUUGAGGAAGAAUACAAUUUGGAUAUGGGGGGCCUGCAGACGACAUGCCCAGACUCUCUGAAGAUCAGGGCCUCCAAGUCACCGUGGCUAAAGAAUAUCUUUCUGCCCAACCUCACUCUCUUCCUGGACGGUGCCCACUUCACCCAGAGCGAGUGGGACCGUCUAGAGCACUUUGCACCGCCCUUUGGCUUCAUGGAGCUCAAUCAGUCCUUGGUCCAGAAGGUGGUGACCCGCUUCCCUCCGGUACCCCAGCAGCAGCUGCUCCUGGCCAGCCUCCCCUCGGGGAGCUCCAGGUGUAUCACCUGUGCCGUGGUGGGCAACGGGGGCAUCCUGAACGAUUCGCACGUGGGCCAGGAGAUAGACAGCCAUGACUAUGUUUUCCGACUGAGUGGAGCCGUUAUUAAAGGCUAUGAACAGGAUGUGGGGACCCGGACGUCCUUCUACGGCUUCACUGCCUUCUCCCUGGUCCAGUCAAUCCUCAUACUGGGCAGUCGGGGUUUCCAGCAUGUGCCUCUGGGAAAGGAUGUCAGGUACCUACACUUCCUGGAGGGCACUCGGGACUACGAGUGGCUAGAAGCGAUGUUUUUGAACCAGACCAUGGCAAAAACCAAACUUCACUGGUUCAGGCACAGGCCCCAGGAAGCUUUCCGGGACGCCUUGGACAUGGACAGAUACCUAUUGCUGCACCCAGACUUUAUCCGUUACAUGAAGAACAGGUUUCUGAGGUCAAAGACCCUAAACACUGCCCGCUGGAGAAUAUACCGCCCCACCACUGGUGCCCUCUUGCUGCUGACGGCCCUUCAUCUCUGUGACAAGGUGAGUGCCUAUGGCUUCAUCACCCAGGGCCACAAGCGCUUCUCUGACCACUACUAUGAUAAGUCGUGGAAACGGCUGAUCUUUUACAUAAACCAUGACUUCAGCUUAGAGAAGACAGUCUGGAAGCGGCUGCAUGAUGAAGGCAUCAUCCGGCUGUACCAGCGCCCAGAGCUCCCGGAAGAGAAGAACUGAGCAGCUCGGCUUCAGGAGUCUCCUGGAUCGUACACCACAGGGUGUCAGGGUUCCUCAGCUGUCCCCACCCAUCUCCCAGGACUCAAGCAGGCUCCAAGCCCUUGGAGAGUCCCAAGGAACAGCUGUGAGGAGCCCAAGGGUUGGGAGUCCUCUGGGAAGUCAUUACUAGCUCAAAGCACACACAUAGACACCAACAGUUCAUUUCAGGUUACUUUUCAAAUUCUGUCUUCAGGACUCUGGGACCUAAAAUAACACUAAAACAAACAAACAAACACCCCAGCAACAGCAAAACCUUCUUUUAGACAAGAUAGUGCAGGAGCGAUUCCAGCCGACAGGGGGAGGCAGCGGAGCGCUAGAGCGCUCAUUGCCUCUCUUUGUGGAGGGAAGAGGAGUCACAUGACAAGUGUGAAUGGGGGGGGGGUAUUUGGCCUGCUUUGGAGUAAUUUCUCUGGGCAGCGCUUCUGCAGAGCAGAGCCCAGGGCUCCAAAGUACAACCGGGUGCAGGGAUGGGCAGGACGAAGUAGCCUAGAGCAAUGCAAGCAGCGAGGGCUGCCGAGAUGCAGCUGGGCAGGACAGGCAGCAUUGCCCCAAAGUGGCCUCCAAGGAGGAUGCCUGAAGGGUGCAUCUGCCCGGGGUCGCUCCUUUCCCUGUGUCCUGUUCUGGACAGCUCUCCGACUAGCAGGUGGUUUUGGGAGAGGGUGCUGCGGCAACCACCCCCGCCACUUCUCAGGUCUGCAGAGCGACAGUUGCUGCCCCUGCUGCCCUGUCACCACAGCUCUGCAGGGGUGGUGUCCACAUUUACCGAAGAGGAGAGAAGACUACACAGGUGCAGGAAAGUCCUUUGCCCAAGUUUGUCCCAAGUCCAAGUCGGCCCCAGGUCAACUCAGCCUAGUUUCGGCUCAUUUAGUGGCUUCACUCUGCCUACAUCGUACGGUCAACCCCUCUGGAGGAGCAGAGAGGACUGGGGUGCAAGCUUGCCCAGCAGGCACAACGUCUAGGCCCCAACCCAACACCGGAAAGAAAAGAAGUUUGGAGUAGUAAUAAUAACAACCAGGGCUACAGAGAAAGCUCAGCGGUUAAGAGCACAGGCUACUCUUCCCCAGGACCUGACUUUGGAUCCCAGCACCCAGUUAGGCAGCCACAGCUGCUGGGAACUCCAGCCCCAGGGGAUCCGCAGCCUCCUUCUGUGUUUUGUGGCACUUGCACUCACGUGUACAUUCCCAUACAAGGACACACGUGGACACACAAUUAAAAAGAUAAACCUUGGGGGGCUGGAGAGAUGGCUCGGAGGUUUAGAGCACUUGACUACUCUUCCAGAGGUCCUGAGUUCAAUUCCCAGAAACCACAUGAGAUUCAUAGCUAUCUACAAUGAGAUCUGUACCCUCUUCUGGUGUGGAGGCAUACAUGUAGGCAGAACACUGUAAACAUAAUAAAUAAAUCUUUAGAAAACAAAAAUAAAAAAUAAAUCUGAUGCAAUAUAUGGACCUGCCUCAAUAACCCCACAUCAGAUAGAAAUCUGAUCUCCAAAAUAUACAAAGAACUCAAGAAAUUGGUCACUAAAAGAACACAUAAUUCGGCCGGGCGGUGGUGGCGCACGCCCUUAAUCCCAGCACUCGGGAGGCAGAGGCAGGCGGAUCUCUGUGAGUUCGAGACCAGCCUGGUCUACAGAGCUAGUUCCAGGACAGGCUCCAAAGCCACAGAGAAACCCUGUCUCGAAACAAACAAACAAACAAAACAAACAAACAAACAAAAAAGAACACAGAGUACAGAUCUAAACAGAGAACUCUCAACAGAGGAAUCUAAAAUGGCUGAAAGACACUUAAGGAAAUUUUCAACACCCUUAGUCAUCAGAGAAAUGCAAAUCAAAACAACUCUGAGAUUCCAUCUUACACCUGUAAGAAUGGCCAAGAUCAAAAAUACUGAUGACAACUUAUGCUGGAGAGGUUGUGGGAAAACGGGAACACUCCUGCAUUGCUGGUGGGAAAGCAAGAUGGUACCGCCUCUCUGGAUGUCAGUGUGGCGAUUUCUCAGAAAAUUAGGAACAACCUUCCUCAAGACCCAGCAAUACCACUUUUGGGUAUAUGUCUAUAAUGAGCAUGGAAACAGAGUCCUCUGAAUGAAUAAAUAAAGAAAAAUCUGUAGUGUAG